Sebastes umbrosus (honeycomb rockfish) is the source of this 4876-nucleotide messenger RNA. It is a transcript of the gene tp53bp2a, whose product is annotated as tumor protein p53 binding protein, 2a. The coding region runs from base 272 to 3703 and encodes 1143 amino acids. Gene Ontology annotation, molecular function: p53 binding. The record is from RefSeq and is a predicted model, not a curated record. Gene Ontology annotation, cellular component: nucleus. NCBI's taxonomy places the organism in Eukaryota, Metazoa, Chordata, Actinopteri, Perciformes, Sebastidae. Gene Ontology annotation, biological process: signal transduction; regulation of apoptotic process. The transcript has 21 exons.
GCUCCUGAAGGGGGCGGAGCCUGAAUUCCUAUCUGGAGCGAGCUUCCUCCCUCUCUACGUCACUCUGGGAGAGGCUGCGAGCUGCCGAGCAACGCUGUCAGUCAACGGACCUUCAGGCGGAUCACCUCGGCGUCCUCCGGACGGGACCCUUAAAGCAGGAGAAAGUAGCCUUUCCCAUCGCGGGUGUUUAAGUCUCUGUGGAUUAUAAAGUGAUCGCCAGCUCUCGUCGCCGCUGCUUCAGUGGAGGAUUCAUGCUGUGUUGGUGAGCUAAAUGCGGUACGAAGCUAAGAUGAUGCCGAUGUUCCUGACAGUAUACCUCAGUAACAAUGACCAGCAUUUUACUGAGGUCCCCGUUACCCCGGAGACACUGUGCCGGGACGUGGUGGAGUUGUGCAAGGAGCCGGGAGAGGCCGACUGCCACCUGUCUGAGAUGUGGCGUGGAUCUGAGCGAGCUGUAGGUGACGGGGAGAGGAUGCUGGAUGUGCUCCAACGAUGGGGACAACACAGGGCAGAGGUGCGCUUCUUUCUGCGUCACAAUCGAGCCCCUAGCAGAGAAUCUGGUGGGUCAAGAGGCUCAGACCAGAAGAGGAACGGAGUGAAGGGUCCACCAGACAGAAGAAUGGAGAACGGGGUGGCGACACCCCGGAUGGACAUGACGCUGGCCGAACUACAAGAGAUGGCUGCCAGACAGCAGCAACAAAUAGAUGCUCAACAACAGCUCCUGGCCUCCAAGGAGCAGCGGCUGCGCUACUUGAAGCAGCAGGAGCAGCGUCAGCAGCAACAGGCCUCUGAGCAGGAGAAGCUGCAGCGCCUCCGAGAGAACAUCGAGAACCAGGAGACUCGGCUCAAGAAGGUCCGGGCCCUCAAGGGCCAGGUGGAGCAGAAGCGCCAAAGCAAUGGCAAACUGGUGGAGGAGAUAGAGCAGAUGAACAACCUGUUCCAGCAGAAGCAGCGAGAGCUAGUGAUGGCUGCCUCCAAGGUAGAGGAGCUCAGCAGACAGCUGGAGUUGCUCAAAAAUGGCAAAAUGGACAACUUCCAUGACAACCAGACCUCGGUGGCUGAACUAGACCGCCUCUACAAGGAGCUACAGCUGAGGAACAAGCUCAACCAGGAUCAAAACUCUAAGUUGCAGCAGCAGAGAGAGGGCCUGAACAAGCGCAACCUGGAGGUGGCUGCAAUGGACAAACGGAUCAUCGAGCUCCGAGAUCGGCUGUGGAAGAAGAAGGCAGCGCUGCAGCAGAAAGAGAACUUGCCUCCUCAGAUGCCCUGGCAUCCAGAGCUCACCCAUGCCAACAAUGGCUAUCCUGGUAAAGAGAGGGCUUCAAAAGACACUCAUCUUCAGGUGCCCUCAGAUGGCCAAGCUGGACAGCAGUCAGGUCCGUCUCGUGUGGCGGCGGUCGGCCCAUAUAUCCAGUCGUCCACCAUGCCCAGGGGCCCAGUGAGGCACGACCUGCUUGUGAAACCAGCCUACCCAGACGGCACUGCCACCCUUCCAGCCCACGACCCACAGAGCAAGGCCAGCACAGGCCUUCAGCCAUCCAAGCUGGCAGACUGGGGCUCUUCAGGUCCAGAAUCCAACACCAACGGUCAUGGUCCAUCUUCAACACUGCCACGAAUGACCUCUCACUCCAAAUCUAACACAGAGCAAGACGAGACGGAACUGAAGAGGGACAGGAAGGUGCGUCCAUUUUCCAUGUUUGAGCCAACGGAGGCUCCCGCCACCUCCCUCCGCAAAAACCAGAGCAGUGAUGACCUGGUCAGGGACGCUCAGUCUGCUCCCAAAGCUCCAGUCAAGGUGCCUCCUCCCGUUCCCACCAAACCAAAAGGCCCCAGUGUCGUGCCCUACGGCAAACCAGGUCUCAACACGGGUACCUUCCCCAAAGCCAAGCCCCACAGCCAGCAGCCCCAGGCUGCCCAGGGCCGCACCCCUCUCCCACCCUCACAGAGCCAGACACUCCCUCUACCCCCCAAGCAGGACACUCCACCUGCAGCCACGGUACGGCCCUUCACCCCAGAGCUGCCCUCCUCCAAAGACGCCAGCAUGAGUAAGCCCCAGACCUUAGCGGCCAGCUCCAUUUACUCCAUGUACACGCAGCAGCCUGGCUCAGGGAAGCCCUUCCACCAGCCGGUUGUGCAGGGAGCUCUCAACAGGUCUCAGAGCCGCACCAAUGGAUUUGUCAGUGUGUAUGGUAAACCAGUGAUCCCCGGUGGAGGAUCCCUACAUCCAGAGAACCCUUACAUGGACCGCCGCUCCCCUGGCCUAGAAUAUGAGAUUGAUGGAGCCCACAAUGUGGGUCCCAGCCCGUCUGAGGGCCCCCAACCAGAAACAGAACGCAUCCCCCGGCCCCUCAGUCCCACCAAGCUGCUUCCCUUCAUUUCCAACCCCUACAGGCAUCAGAGCGAUGGCGACCUGGAAGCCCUGAGGAAAAAGCUCUACAACGCCCCGAGGCCCCUGAAGAAACGCAGCUCCAUCACUGAACCAGAGGGUCCCGCGGGGCCCAACAUUCAGAAACUCCUCUACCAGAAGACCACACUGGCAGCUAUGGAGACUGUGACCACACCAACCACUCCCACCUACGCUGGGGAAGCAGAGAAGGCGGCGGAGGGCUCACAUGUUCCAGGCUCUCUGAGUGGUGCAGAGAACCACCCAUCAGAGACGGGACAGAUUCUGGAGGGAGGGCAUCUUCCAUCUCACAUCCCCAGUGCUAAUGUCCUCGUUCCAGCUCCUGCCGAACAGACCAAACCACCUUCAGCCAUCCCAAUGAGAGAAGACAUUAUCCCCCCGCCUCCCCCAUCCCACCCAGCCCCCAGACCAGAUGACGCUCUUUUCCCACCGCCACCCCUUGCUGGCUCGGAGGACGCAAUGGUCAACCUGCCGCCUCCACCUCCAGAAGGCUUCCUGGAAGAGUUCCCCCCAUACCCACCACCCCCGUACCCCAGUGGAGCAGAGCAGGACAGCUUGGGAGAGGACACCUUUAACAUGAAGGCACCUGAGGUCACCGGCCAGGUCACUCUGCCACCGGGAAAGAGGACCAACUUGCGCAAGCUCAACUCUGAACGCAUCGAUCACAACAUGAGAGUGAAGUUCAACCCACUGGCUCUGCUGCUGGACUCGUCUCUGGAGGGAGAGUUUGACCUGGUCCAGAGAAUCAUCUAUGAAGUGGAGGAUCCCAGUCUGCCCAACGAUGAAGGAAUCACUGCUCUACACAACGCUGUCUGUGCCGGACAUACAGAGAUUGUCAAGUUUCUGGUUCAGUUUGGUGUCAAUGUCAAUGCUGCUGACAGUGACGGCUGGACACCGCUUCACUGUGCUGCAUCCUGCAACAAUGUGCAAGUGUGCAAGUUCCUGGUGGAGUCUGGUGCGGCGGUGUUCGCUAUGACUUACAGCGACAUGCAAACGGCAGCUGAUAAAUGUGAAGAGAUGGAGGAGGGCUAUACCCAGUGCUCUCAGUUCCUCUAUGGUGUGCAAGAGAAGAUGGGCAUCAUGAACAGGGGGGUGGUCUACGGUUUGUGGGACUACAAUGGUGAAAACUCAGAUGAACUGCUGUUCCGCGAGGGAGACUGCAUGACCAUCGUCCGCAGAGAAGACGAGGACGAGAUCGAAUGGUGGUGGGCGCGCAUGGGCGACUCCGAGGGGUACAUUCCCCGCAACCUCCUAGGGCUCUACCCCAGAAUAAAGCCAAGACAGAGAACCCUGGCUUAAAACACUAAAGACCCCCGCACAUUCCAGUCUGCCAGAACUCUCCAAAACACACGCACACACGCACAGGCUUUAACAGACUGGGGAAGAGGUGGACACUGUUGAAAUGAAGAGACAAAGACAGACCAAACAAUAUGAAGGAUCUAUGAACUCUUUCUGGCACUUUUUUUCUGUAUCUACAACAGAGGGAUUCCCCCUCACUUAUUUUUCCAGGCCACACUGUGUACUGCGUACUUAAGACACUAUUGGCAUUGUUUUCCUUCAUUCCACUGUUUUUGUAAUUAGUGUCUGAAACUAUUUCUAAACUGACAGAAACUCAAAUGUUGGGAUGUAAAUGGAACAAGCAGUAUUUUUAUUGCUAGACAAGUAAUUUUUACACUUUUGAAUAGUCUUUUAAAACUUGUUUUUAUGGGUUAUUUUCUAACACACUUGGGGCUCUGCAUUGCAUGAGGUGAACCAAUGGAUGAUGAUGCUUUUCAAAUGCUCUGUUACCAUGACAAUCUUUGGGGGGCCUGUUUUCCGUCAUCUGUGUUGAGUGACAGUGCCUCUGUAUACCUGCACUGGAGGUGUAAAGUUUCAGUUGUGACCACCACUGUUCUGACUAAACAAAUGAGAUGAUUGGUGAAGAAAAAAAAGAAGUGAGGAUGAAGCUUUUGAUGAUCUAUUGCUGUUCGUUCUGUGGUCUAUGAUACCCAGAAAGCCAGUCUGCUUUCCUGCAUUGGCACACGGUUGAGAUGCCACAGAUACUGUGUAUACAUGUAUUUCUGUCAUAAAAAUUAGUGAAAAUUUACCGUAGGAAUGAUAUCAUUAUGAAAAUGGACUUUCAAGCUCUUUAGAAGCCCUUUUGACCAGGAAUGAGACGUCAUGCAGUAUGAAUUUAAUAUUUUAUUGCAGCCAUUUCAUGACAAUAUAAUAAUGAAAGAAGGCAAACCUUGACUUUUUGUAAUAAUCAGUAAGCAAUAUAUUGUAAAGUCAGAGACAAUUCCUCAAGUCAAAUAAAAAAAUAAAAAAGAUGGAACUCAUUCAAUAACAGUUCCCAAAACCCAUCACAUAUCUCUCUAUUCAAUGCAGAUGUAUUUAUUUUUGUUACUUUUUUCUUUAGCCCUUUUGUCAGAAGUAUAACCACAAAUGUACUGUAGUAUUUCAAACAUUUACAAUAAAAUACUUUGUACUAAG